Messenger RNA from Populus nigra (black poplar), 2391 nucleotides. RefSeq lists its product as uncharacterized. The coding region runs from base 1 to 2391 and encodes 796 amino acids. The transcript is spliced from 2 exons. The record is from RefSeq and is a predicted model, not a curated record. Lineage: Eukaryota; Viridiplantae; Streptophyta; Magnoliopsida; Malpighiales; Salicaceae.
AUGGAGAGGGAACAUCAUAUAGACGUAGGGGCAAAUACACCAUAUAAGCAGCAUCCUAAUCCCACUCAGCCCAUCCAAAUCCCUAUUACAAUGGAUUUGACAAACGAGGAUCCACAAGACGUCAGAGUCUCUGAUCAUGUUGGGUAUGAUAAAUGGACUGCCCUAGAGGAGAGGCUAAGGGCAGUUGAAGGGAAUGAUUUAUUUGACCCAAUUAGGGCCGCUGAAGUAUGUUUGGUACCUAACAUCGUAAUUCCAAAGAAGUUCAGAGUGCUGGAGUUUGUUAAGUAUACCAGAAUGGAAUGCCCAAAGACCCAUCUUCGUUCCUACUAUAACAAGAUGGCAGAAGUUAUCUAUGAUGAUAAGUUGCUAAUUUACUUCUUCCAAGAUAGUUUGACAGGAUCGACCCUCAGAUGGUAUAUGAGGUUGGACAAUGUUAGGAUUAAGAAAUGGACAGAUCUGGCAGAUGCUUUCUUAAAGCAAUACAAGUUCAAUCUUGAGAUUGCUCUUGAUAGGACAAGUCUGAUUACCAUGGAGAAAGGAGCUCAAGAGUCCGUGAGGGCUUAUGCUCAGAGGUGGCGAGACCAAGCUAUCAAUGUACAACCUCUACUAAUAGAGACGGAGAUGGUAACACUGUUUGCCAAUACUUUUAGGGCCCCAUACUAUGAACAUCUUAUGGGUAGCUCAGCCCAAGAUUUCUAUGAUGCUGUGCAAAUUGCUAAAAGGAUUGAGCAUGGAGUCCAAAGUGGGAGAAUUGCGGAACCUAUAGAGAAGAGGGGUUUUGUUGGGAAGAAGAAGGAAAUUGAGGUAAAUAACCUAGAAGACAGUUGUAAAAGGAAAGGCAAAAACUACCAAAACUAUCAAACACCUACCUCCCAAAUCACUAGCAUCAACUUUUCCAAACCCUCCAUCCCAAACCAACCCCAUCAAACAAAAUUCCCCACCAAUAACCAAAACAAUUACCAAAGGAGAGACAACCGACAACUAGAAGAACAAUUACCGCCUCUGCCAAUAACCCUAAAUGAGUUAUAUGCCAAGUUGCUAAGUAUUGAGCAGAUAGCUCCCUUACCAUUACCUCCUAUGCAACCACCUUUCCCUACCUGGUACAACCCCGAGUUGACUUGUGAAUACCAUACUGGUAAUACGGGUCACAAUAUUGAGAACUGCGUAGCUUUUAAGAAGAGGGUAUCGCAGUUGAUCAAAAUCGGAUGGGUCACUUUUGAAGAUUCGCCUAAUGUGAAUUCGAACCCUUUACCCAAACAUGCUGUAGGUGGUAGUGGAGUGAAUACUAUGGAGGUCGGUAGCAAAGGGAAGGUGCUAAGAGUGACCAUGGCAAGGUUGUAUGAAAUGUUGGUACAAUCUGAACAUUUGGAGAAACCAUCUGAACAUUGCAUAAGGGAAGACGAGUUUUGCCCAUUCCAUAAAAAGAAAGGGCAUCACAUUGAUGAAUGCAUUGAGUUUCAUCAAAAGGUUGUGAGAAUGCUGACUUUAGGAGAGUUAAGGAUUGAGGCUGUAAAAGAUAAUGAAGAGAUAGAGAUGAUAGAGAAUUGGGGGAAAUGUAGAGUCCAAUCAACAGUUAAUAGGCUCUCAAAAUUGGUACUAACUAAGCCCUCAUAUGCAAACAAAGUAGACUAUGGGGCGAUGCCUGGAGAUUAUGGUUAUACCUCGAAUAUCAAAACUCCUUUGUCAUGGUUCCGAAAUGAGAUAAGUGGGCUAACUCGGAGUGGUCGUUGUUUCACACCUGAAGAGGUAGAAAAGCAAAGAAAGGCUAAGGGCAAAGGGGUGUUGGACCUCGAUAAAGAGUUUGAGGUAAAUAAACCUGUAACUGAGGAAGAAACAAAUGAGUUCCUGAAAUUGAUGAAGCAUAGUGAGUACUGUAUAGUGGAUCAGUUGAAGAAGACCCUUGCCAAGAUCUCCAUCAUGUCAUUAAUACUCAGCUCUGAGCCGCAUCGUAAUGCUUUGCAAAAAGUAUUGAAUGAGGCUUACGUACCCCAAGAUAUUGAACAAAAGACUAUGGAGCAUCUAGUAGGGAGGAUCCAUGCUGCCAAUUAUUUAUAUUUUACAGAAGAUGAACUUGACGCUGAAGGAACUGGGCAUAACAAGGCUUUGUAUGUCACGAUCCGAUGCAAAGACUGUCUCAUCGGCAAAGUUCUUAUCGAUAAUGGCUCGGCCCUUAAUAUCUUACCAAGGCAUAUGCUGGAUGAAAUGCCGGUAGAUCCCUCACACAUGCAACCCAGUGUGAUGACGGCUAGAGCAUACGAUGGCUCACCAAGUCAGGACCUCGACAGGGACUACCCCAUAUUCUCUGGUGUACGGUAUGGAGGCAGUGAUGGCGUUGGAAGUGGAAAUCUCAUCGUUAAGAGUAUUAAUGGAUUCCGAACUAGAAGAGGCUGA